GUCUGUACUUCCAGCACUUCCUCCCUCUUGGGUCUGUGGAGCAGGUGGUCACCAAUAACCGGCUCUCUCCAGGAUCAGGAUGGAGGUUACUCCGGUCUUUGGGUAUUUCUGUUUCUUUGCAUCUUUUGCUAGUAUAACGAAAGGGCUGACGCAGUCUCGCUACAUCACGCGUCUCCUUCAUGUCGCUGAAAAUGAAAAUUUCACGGAAAUGACGCCAUUUUUUGGGAAGGAGGAAAGUCAGGUUGAAUAUUGGAAGAUCGCUCAUAAUGGACAUACCCAGUCUGAGGUACAGGAAAACUAUGAAAACAACCAACUGGGCCCAAUGAAGAGAAGAAACACUGACAAAUGCGACGAGAGAUACGAAGAAAAGUUGUUUGUGAAAAUAGUUUUGACCUUUGCAGAUCAACCGCUGGUCAUCGUCCAUGAUGGCGAGCAAAAAUCCUUUGACAUCAUCAAUCUUCUGCAGGACAUCAAAAUCCAGAUCUCAUUGAUUUUAGUUGAUUUCAAGCACUUAGCUAAUGACAGCAUAGAAUGGCCAAAGCAGUUGCAGAAUGAUUUGUAUAUCUAUAUUUUGAUACUCAGUGAGCAAGAAGCUUCAGUGUUAAAUUUGUUGGGGCAUUCAUUCCUUCAAAGUUCGCAUCCAAAAUACCUUCUCCUUCUUGAUGUGAGUUCCGGUGGCUUCGGACGACACUUACUGAAUCAUAAAACACUGAAUAAAAUUCCCUUUUUAUCUCUAAUACGACCACAGUAUGAUUCUUGCAUACAAACACCGAUGAUCUCGCUUGAAACAUACAACAUUUUCUCCAAGAAUGUCUCAAAUCAACUCAGACAAAGUUACGAAUUCAGCUACGAUUUGAAUAAGCGUCAAGUCUUCCCUGACCGCUUCCCAACUUUUCUCGGAUAUCAUUUCCACCUGGCCAGUUGGCAAGAUGAUUUUCCAUACAUGGUGAAAAAGGAAGGCGGAUCAGAGACCAGCGGAAUUUGUUUCAUCAUGCUACGAGAAAUUUCUAGAAAGCUUAACUUCACUUUCCAAGUCUAUGAUUUGCCUCCAGACAACCAGUGGGGGAGCUACGUUAACGGCUCAUGGAGAGGAAUGAUUGGAGAAGUUUACUAUGGACAAAAGGAUUUUGGAAUCAAUCAGAUGGAUAUCGUGGCGGAUCGUUUCAAGGCUGUUGACUUCAGUGUAUCAUUCUGGACAAGUAACAGUAGAUUCCUCAUCCAAAAUCCUGAGCCACCGCCAAGAUGGAGUUCUAUUGUCUUUCCAUUCAGUCAGAUGACUUGGAUCGUUUUGGCAAUUACAUCACUAGUUAUUGUUGGCAUCUACAUCUUGUUCUUCAAGAUUCUUGGAAUCCAUCGGGCGAGAGACUUUGUGUGGAUCGCACUUGACGUUUUUAAAACGAUCCUUGGCUUAGAUAGUGAGAGCUUCUCGUACUACUCCUCUGUCACGCUGUUCAUUGGAAUCUGGCGCCUGGCAGCAAUGGUUAUAUCGGUAUCAUAUAGAGGAAACCUCGUAGCGUACAUUAGUGUCCCUCCUGCCCCCCUGCGCCUGAAAACUCUGGAUCAACUCGCAUCUUCUUCGUCUCUUACACCUUUGAUGACUGAUUACGGGAGUUACCUUCCUGUGGCGCUUAAGAAUUCAGGCGACACGACGCUCAGAACACUGGGAGAACGUCUCGAGAUCAUUCCAUUCGAUAAUAGAUUAGCUUUCGAUAAGGUUUAUGAGGGACGUUACGCCUUCCUGGAAGAAUCUUCUUUCCUGCACUCACUGGUCGUUUCCUACAAUGUUUCCAAUGUCUAUUAUCUGCCUGAAACCUUAAACCAAGUUCAUCUAGGGUGGUAUUUCCCGAAGAACACUCCGUGGAAAUACAAGUUUGACCACUUUCUUUCGAUUUUUGCUGAAUCGGGGCUUACAUACUACUGGUACAAAGAAGUUAAGGACAGUUACGAAAAGGAAAACAACUAUACUAACACUAACAUUCAGGACAUCGGAAGUCUACAACCUCUCUCCAUGACAGAUUUGCAGGGUGUUUUCGUUGUCUAUGGCUUCGGGAUCAGCAUGUCUUUGUUAGCUGCUGCCGCGGAAAUCGUGACCUCUAUAAAUGGACUCCAGUUGUCACACAAAUUGGAAAAAACCAUUGAAGGUUUCUGGACAUAAUUGCUGCUACAGUUAUUGUUGCUUUGCGUUACUGCAACAGUUGCCCAGAGGCAUAAGUAAGAAAAUCUUCAUCAGACGAAUUGUGUUUAGUCUGCUUUGUUAAUCUUUAAAUCAGGAUUAGAGAGAGAGAGAGAGAGAGAGAGAGAGAGAGAG
Messenger RNA from Macrobrachium nipponense, 2308 nucleotides. Its product is annotated as glutamate receptor ionotropic, delta-2-like. Bases 80 to 2155 code for a protein of 691 amino acids. Gene Ontology annotation, molecular function: ligand-gated monoatomic ion channel activity. Lineage: Eukaryota; Metazoa; Arthropoda; Malacostraca; Decapoda; Palaemonidae. Gene Ontology annotation, cellular component: membrane. The transcript has 10 exons. The record is from RefSeq and is a predicted model, not a curated record.